CGCACGGAAAUUCGAAUUCCUUGCAAAGAUGGCCUUUGAUCUGUUAUUCGUGACAUUUUUCUACGUAUUUACAUUUUUCUACACGGACUAUUUGGUGAAUUUCCCGCAUUCUUACAUCGGCUUUUAGUUUAAUUGUAAUGGUUUAUCCGCACGCCUACCGAAUGGAGCACACCGAAACGAACACCUCGAAUAACAUGUACGGCCUGCACGCCAUUUCCCAGAGCAAGAAAAUCAAAAUACCCCCCGAGCUCCUGAAAUUGCUGCAAACCAUCGAUUCGAUGAAGGAGAAAUUCAUGCAAAACCUGGCCAAGGCGAUCGAAAUAAAGUCGGUGGGUCCGAAUUUGUUGUUCAGAAACGACGUGCAGAAGAUGGUGAUGUUCGUCGAGGAGUGGCUCAAGGUGUUGGGCAUGAAACACGAGGUGUUCAACAUCGGCACCUACACGGUCGAAGGCAAGAAGUGCCGAUUGCCGCCCGUCAUUCUCGCCAGUUUGGGCAACGAUCCCAACAAGAGGACUAUUUGCGCCUACGUUCACGUGGACGUCCCCGAUCCCAAGUUCCAAAAAUGGGACACGGACCCUUGGAAACUCACCGUCAAAGACGGCAAGUUGUACGGAAACGGUACGGGUUGCGGCAAGGGACCCUUGAUGUGCUGGCUGCACGCCCUCCUGACGUUCAAAAUGAACAAGAUGCCGCUACCGGUGAACUUUCGAAUGUGCAUCGAAAUGAUGGGGCACGCCAACAGCCAGGGCUUCGGCGCGUUUUGCAGCACCAAGAAGCAGGACUUCUUCAACCACGUGGAUUUCGUGGUGCAAAUCGACGGCGAAUGGAUCGGACACAAAGUGCCCUGCAUCAUCUUCGGUACAGUCGGUAAUAUCCACAUGGAGAUGACGAUGGAAGGCGACUCGAUCGAAACGAUGAAAUCGGACAUGAACACCAUCUUCGACAGCAUGGUGAACGAGCGAAUGGAAAUACAAAUACCGCACUACUCCGAUUCGGUCGAGCAAAUCGGCCCCGACGAGGAAAUGAUCUACGCGAAAAUCGACGAGUUCGAUCCCGAAGAGAUUCGCGAAUCGCUGCCGCCCCACAAGCGCUCUUGGGACAGGGUCCGAUUGUUGAUCAACAUGUGGCGCUUGCCCAGCGUGAUGUUGGACAAGAUCGAGGAGUGCACGUGCCCGAAUCGCGAGAAGAAGAUGAUCCGGAGGCACUUUAUCCUGAAGAUCGUGCCGCGACAGACGCUCGACUACGUCAAGGAGUUGGUGGUGAAGCACGUGCAGAGGAUCACCAAGGAGAAGAACUUGAAGAACAAGGCGAACUUGAAGAUCAUCUCGGCGGGCAAGCCUUGGGUGGAGAACAUCAAUUCGAGCUGUUACAGCACCGCGAAGAAGGCCAUUUUGCAGAUUACGAAGAUGGAGCCGUUUUUAAUUCGCGAGCAAGUUAGCCGGGAGACGACCAACGUGUUCGACAGCGGAUUGGAGAAGAAGCUGGUGAUUUUGCCGAUUUGCGCCAGAGGCUCUAAUUUGGGUCAAGCCAACGAGCAUAUAUCUUCCAGGUGCUACCAGGAGGCCAUUAAAGUACUGGUGGCUUAUAUGUUUCAAGUAGCUAGCUUGAAGACUAAGAAGAACGUUAAAGCGAAGAGCGAUAAACCGAAGAAAUGAGGAGAAAAAUGUGCAAGUUUUUCCUACAAGGUUUAUCCCAAUAGUUCCGAUAAUAAUGGACUGGAGAUAUGUUGGAAUUUUUUGGGAUAGAUUUUGGUAUGUGUGUGGUAUAUUUUUAUUGAUCUUUUAUAAGAAAUGUAUUUUAUUAAUAAAUAGUUUCUCUGGUA
Molecule: messenger RNA, 1822 nt
Organism: Phyllotreta striolata
Lineage: Eukaryota; Metazoa; Arthropoda; Insecta; Coleoptera; Chrysomelidae
Source: the annotation of a GenBank genome assembly